Molecule: messenger RNA, 1321 nt
Organism: Mytilus trossulus (common blue mussel)
Lineage: Eukaryota; Metazoa; Mollusca; Bivalvia; Mytilida; Mytilidae
Exons: 6
Coding region: 165-1109 (314 amino acids)
Biological process (GO): lipid metabolic process
Cellular component (GO): membrane
Molecular function (GO): oxidoreductase activity, acting on the CH-CH group of donors
Source: RefSeq, a predicted model, not a curated record
CUCGUUCCCUGUUAUUUUUAUUACCACUCUGUAGGUGGGUAGUAAGAUACCAGUUAACCGAAGGCCGGUAAUCACGUGUAUUUACACACAUGUUUAUCGUUACACAACUUUAUUGUCAACAACUUAAAAAUAAUCUUGUUUGACUGGUGAAAAGAUAGACGAACAUGAUUAUCUUCGAUGCUGAUGAAAACAACUUGGCAAUAUGUGCCAUAAUAACUGUCGCGAUGCAGUUCAUAUUCUUUUUGGUUGCAUGCACGUGUAAAUUUGACAAAGUUACAGAUUUUGCUGGUGGAACAAAUUUUGUAGUGUUAGCGGUGUUUACGUUUUGCCUAGCAACGACAUGGAAUUGGCGCCAAAUUGUGCUGACGGCAUUUAUAGUAAUUUGGGGAUUACGACUGUCUGGUUAUCUACUAUACAGAAUUAUAAAAAUCGGAGAAGAUAAAAGAUUUGAUGACAAAAGAGAAAACUGUCUCGCUUUUGCCGGAUUUUGGACUUUCCAGGCGGUUUGGGUGUUCACAGUAAGUUUACCAGUUAUCUUUGUAAAUGCACCAGCUAGUGCUAAAAAGUUAAAUCCAGUUGAUAAUUGGACACCACAAGAUAUAGUUGGAGCUAUUUUCUUUAUUGUAGGAUUGUUAUGUGAAGCUUUUGCUGAUAUACAGAAGUUUAACUUUCGUAACAAUCCUAUCAAUAAAGGAAAAUGGUGCGAUAUUGGUUUGUGGAAAUUCAGCAGACAUCCUAACUAUUUUGGAGAAAUAGUAAUCUGGUGGGGAGUAUUUAUUAUCAGUACAAGUAUACUGACCUAUGGACAGUGGGCUGCCAUACUUAGUCCCCUUUUCACAAUGACCAUACUGUUAUUCCUUAGUGGAAUACCUCUUUUGGAAAAGAAGUCAGAUGAACGUUAUAGAAAGAAUGAGUUAUAUAUUGACUAUAAGAACAGAACAAGUGCUUUAGUUCCUCUACCUCAGUCAUGUUAUGGAGCGUGUCCUAAUUUUCUGAAAUGUCUCUGUUGUUUUGAGUUUCCGUUAUAUGACCACAUGAAUGAAGAAAAUGAGAAAAUUGAAAUCAAAUCUGAUAACGCAGAACCUGAUGCCAUUGAUAUCAGGACUUGAUAAUGGCCAAAAUGUCUUUUAUUGCGCCAGUAACUUACAUGGAAUCAGUGUUGAAACAUGCCCAAGAACACAUGUUCCUAUCGUCGAGAGCAUAUGCGAACAACGAUGAUUUAUUACCUACAUAUUUUUAUGAAAAUUUUGUUGCGCCAUUUUGAAGUUAACAGUUGUUAGAACAAGUUGAGAGUUAUAAUUAAAUGUUUGUAAAUUCGUUA